Pollicipes pollicipes is the source of this 693-nucleotide messenger RNA. Its product is annotated as aristaless homeobox protein-like. Gene Ontology annotation, molecular function: DNA-binding transcription factor activity, RNA polymerase II-specific; RNA polymerase II transcription regulatory region sequence-specific DNA binding. Bases 1 to 693 code for a protein of 230 amino acids. Gene Ontology annotation, biological process: regulation of transcription by RNA polymerase II. NCBI's taxonomy places the organism in Eukaryota, Metazoa, Arthropoda, Thecostraca, Pollicipedomorpha, Pollicipedidae. The transcript is spliced from 5 exons. The record is from RefSeq and is a predicted model, not a curated record.
AUGGGUCCCCAAGGGGCGCAAGGGGACGCCACCAACCGGACCAAGCAGACGGCUCUGGGCGACCACACGCCCCAGAGGCAGUCCCAUCCGCGUGAGCCGCGCCUCAGCCGACGUUACGGGGACGCCACCGACUGGAUCAAGCAGACGGCUCUGGGCGACCACAUGCCCCAGAGGCAGUCCCAUCCGCGAGAGCCGCGCCUCAGCCGACGUUACGGGGACGCCACCGACUGGAUCAAGCAGACGGCUCUGGGCGACCACAUGCCCCAGUGGCAGUCCCAUCCGCGUGAGCCGCGCCUCAGCCGGCGUUACGGGGACGCCACCAACCGGACCAAGCAGACGGCUCUGGGCGACCACACGCCCCAGAGGCAGUCCCGUAUGCGUAGCCGGCGAGACUCCGUACCCUCCAGUCGCCUACAGCCAAAAGAGAACACAGACAGAGGCGCCGAUGACGCCUCGGGAAAGGAACCAACCGACAAGUUAGAGCGGAAAAUCCGUCGCUCGCGGACCACGUUCACCACAUACCAGCUGCAUGCGCUGGAGAGGGCGUUUGACAGGUCCCAGUACCCGGACGUGUUCACGCGCGAGGAGCUUGCCCUUCGGCUGGACUUAACCGAAGCCAGGGUGCAGGUGGUGGGGCACGACCACGCCCAGUCAUGGGACCACCGGCGCCGGCGCAUUAGUGUGGUGUCGUGA